Oxyura jamaicensis (ruddy duck) is the source of this 2715-nucleotide messenger RNA. RefSeq names its product protein tyrosine phosphatase receptor type A (gene PTPRA). Gene Ontology annotation, biological process: protein dephosphorylation. Bases 207 to 2672 code for a protein of 821 amino acids. The transcript is spliced from 24 exons. Gene Ontology annotation, molecular function: protein tyrosine phosphatase activity. The record is from RefSeq and is a predicted model, not a curated record. Lineage: Eukaryota; Metazoa; Chordata; Aves; Anseriformes; Anatidae.
CAGCGGGGGGAGCCCAGGGGAGCCCGCCCGGCUCCGCCGCCCGGAGGGCUCCUCGGGAAUAAUCAUCGGCCUUCCUAAGGAUCGGGCGCGUGUUGGCGGAGUACCCAACGGGAGAGCUUCGGCCGUCUGCCGGGGAGGCGAGCAGCUGGAGGAGCGUCCCUUUUGAGGGGGCACCGCUGGAAGAACCUUUAUGGGCUCCUAAUGGCAUGCAGGUGGACGAUUUGCUGACGAUAAUUAAGGUCAACAUGGAUCUGUGGUUCUUCGUCCUUUUGCUGGGAAGCGGCCUGGUCAGCGUAGGUGCUCGCAAUGUCACAACAGAGCCCCCCGCCUCAGCGCCCACCUCCUCCAGGAGCCCCAGCAGAGCUCCUACGGCCGCUCCCGAGGACGGCAGGACGACGAGCGCCCGCGGCCUCAACGCCAGCUCUCCGGCGGCUCCUUCCACCCCGCCGUCGGAGCCGGCUACCACCACAGCCCCCAGCAUCUCCCCCAACACCACCACCGUCGUCUCCAACGCCUCCACGCCGGGGAUGUUGGUGCCCACCCCAGUGCCUCCGGACACCCCGCUGCUGCCCAGCGCCACGCCGCCUGCCCCCAGCACCACGGCCCCCAGCACCGAAGCGGAGGCGACCGAGGGGAACGUCAGCGCCACGGUGCCAAGCCAGGAGACCUCUUCUGCUUCCCACAACGGUAACUCCGACAAAAGAGAUGAGACUCCAAUUAUUGCUGUGAUGGUGGCCCUGUCUUCCCUCCUAGUCAUAGUAUUUAUUAUUAUUGUGCUGUACAUGUUAAGGUUCAAGAAGUACAAGCAGGCAGGGAGUCACUCCAACUCCUUCCGCUUGCCCAACGGCCGGACAGACGAUGCAGAGCCUCAGAGUAUGCCGCUGCUCGCCAGGUCCCCCAGCACCAACAGGAAAUACCCGCCUCUGCCCGUCGACAAGCUGGAAGAGGAGAUUAACCGCCGGAUGGCAGACGACAACAAGCUCUUCCGAGAAGAGUUCAACGCUCUCCCAGCGUGUCCCAUUCAGGCCACGUGUGAAGCUGCUUCCAAGGAGGAGAACAAGGAGAAGAACCGAUACGUGAAUAUUUUGCCCUAUGAUCAUUCCAGGGUUCACCUGACUCCCGUCGAAGGGGUUCCUGACUCUGACUACAUUAAUGCCUCCUUCAUUAAUGGGUACCAAGAGAAAAACAAGUUCAUUGCUGCACAAGGACCAAAGGAAGAAACGGUGAAUGACUUCUGGAGGAUGAUCUGGGAGCAAAACACAGCAACGAUCGUGAUGGUGACCAACCUGAAGGAGAGAAAGGAGUGUAAAUGCGCUCAGUACUGGCCGGAUCAGGGCUGCUGGACCUACGGGAACAUCCGGGUGUCCGUGGAGGACGUGACGGUGCUGGUGGACUACACCGUGCGCAAGUUCUGCAUCCAGCAGGUGGGCGACGUCACGAACAAGAAGCCUCAGCGCCUCGUGACGCAGUUCCACUUCACCAGCUGGCCCGACUUCGGGGUGCCCUUCACUCCCAUCGGGAUGCUGAAGUUCUUGAAGAAGGUGAAGACCUGCAACCCCCAGUAUGCAGGAGCCAUAGUGGUGCACUGCAGCGCCGGGGUGGGACGCACGGGCACUUUCAUCGUCAUCGACGCCAUGCUGGACAUGAUGCACGCCGAGAGGAAGGUGGACGUUUACGGCUUCGUGAGCCGAAUCCGGGCUCAGCGCUGCCAGAUGGUACAGACAGAUAUGCAGUAUGUGUUCAUAUACCAAGCGCUCCUGGAGCACUAUCUCUACGGCGACACAGAGCUGGAGGUGACUUCGUUAGAAAUCCACCUCCAGAAGAUCUACAACAAAGUGCCGGGGACCAGCAGCAACGGCCUGGAGGAGGAGUUCAAGAAGCUUACUUCGAUCAAAAUUCAGAACGACAAGAUGAGGACGGGCAAUUUGCCGGCAAACAUGAAGAAGAACAGGGUGCUUCAGAUAAUUCCAUAUGAAUUCAACCGAGUAAUCAUUCCAGUGAAGAGAGGUGAAGAAAACACAGACUACGUGAAUGCUUCCUUCAUUGACGGUUAUCGCCAGAAGGAUUCCUACAUCGCCAGCCAAGGGCCGCUGCAGCACACGAUAGAGGACUUCUGGAGGAUGAUCUGGGAGUGGAAAUCCUGCUCCAUCGUGAUGCUGACGGAGCUGGAGGAGAGAGGCCAGGAGAAGUGCGCCCAGUACUGGCCCUCCGACGGCUCCGUGUCCUACGGAGACAUCACCGUGGAGCUGAAAAAAGAGGAAGAGUGCGAGAGCUACACGGUGCGGGACCUGCUGGUGACCAACACCAGGGAAAACAAGAGCCGACAGAUCCGGCAGUUUCAUUUCCACGGCUGGCCCGAGGUUGGGAUCCCCAGCGACGGGAAGGGGAUGAUCAACAUCAUCGCGGCUGUGCAGAAGCAGCAGCAGCAGUCGGGCAACCACCCCAUCACUGUGCACUGCAGUGCCGGAGCAGGAAGAACGGGAACCUUCUGCGCGCUGAGCACUGUCCUGGAAAGGGUGAAGGCAGAAGGGAUUCUCGACGUCUUUCAGACGGUGAAGAGUUUAAGACUACAGAGGCCGCAUAUGGUGCAGACACUGGAACAGUACGAAUUCUGCUACAAGGUGGUGCAGGAAUACAUCGACGCCUUCUCAGACUACGCCAACUUCAAGUGAAAAAAAGACAAAAAAAGACAAAAAACAAAAAAAAGGACAAAAA